Rotaria sp. Silwood2 is the source of this 3474-nucleotide messenger RNA. Lineage: Eukaryota; Metazoa; Rotifera; Eurotatoria; Philodinida; Philodinidae. The record is from the annotation of a GenBank genome assembly.
AUGCUUCGUUCCUCAAAUAAUCGUCUUAAUUAUCGUCAAGCACCAUCGAGUAUUGAGAACUAUAAAGCACUAAAUGAGUUCGUAAUGAAGUCAACAAGUCCUCGAACAUCAGGUCAGUCACAUACGGCACAAAAUGAUAAAUGGAAUGAUGAUAAUCGAACAUUACGAAAAUUAGUUGGUGAUCAACCAUUAAAUCCUUCUCAGUCUCGGUCACGAACAUUAGAAAAAUUAGUUGGUGAUCAACCAUUAAAUCCUUCUCAAUCACGGUCACGAUCAUCAAGUGCUGCCUCAUUAAAUUCUUCUCAAUCUCGAUUACGAUCGUCAAGUGUUGCCUUAUUAAAAUCGAUGGUUAUCGAAGGACAGUGGAGAUAUCAGGGACAUGACGACGAUCGUCUUCGACUUAAAGCAGUAGGUAUUGAAAAUUUAGUUCCUAUUUGUCAUGAUAUUAUGAACAUAACACUUGAAUUAACUCAUCAAAAACAAGAAAGACAAAGAAAAUCUCCAUCGACAAAUUUCCGUUGGCCAAUAGUAAAACUUGAUGAAUUUAACCAAUUAACGAAAACUAAAAAGGAAUCUUUAAAUCGUGCUCGUCUUCUUAAUCUUAUGACAAUUGUGUAUGAAGCUGCCUCAACAAGUGCUUCAAUAUCUCAACUUGUUCGUAUUUGGCGUGAAGUUACUAAUUGUCCCACAGUAUGUCAACCUCAAACUCAACCAUUAAUAUCUUAUGAACAAGCUUUUCAACAUUUAAUUCAUAAACCUGAUAAUCAGUUACUUGAAAUAGCACUUCAUGCUUCUCUAAUAAACACUCAGAGUCAAUCCGAUUUACAACGAUUAGGUGAGAAAUUAGGUGUUAAAAAAAAUCAAUUUGAUAUGGGUUCGAUUCGAAAUUCAACAAAAGCUUUUCAAAGUCUAAUUAAGUUCUUACGUGAACUAAAGUUAAAACAAAAAGAAGAGCUGCAAAACAUUAAUAUAAAGAAAUUACCAUAUAAGUCAAAAAAGAAGCAAGGCCUUUAUGCAAAUGUUGCAGGUACAAGAUUCCGUUUAAUUCGUCAAGCUGUUGAUCUAUCUGGUUUUUUCAUAAGUCCCGAUCCUGAUUUUACUUGUAAUUUAUUGUGGAAUGAUUCGUUAAUUUCUAUGGAUAUCGUAUCAGCACUUAAACCUUAUCAAAAAGUAAAUCAUUUUCCAACAAUGAAUGAAAUAUCACGUAAAGAUUUAUUAGCUGCAAAUUAUGACAGAUUAUCAAUUUGUGCUCCUGAGGAAUAUAAUUUCGCUCCAAAAACAUGGAUAUUACCUAAGGAAUAUAAUUUAUGGUAUUCAUAUGCAUCGAAUAAUUCGAAAAAAGAUCCAUCUAUUUAUAUUGUUAAACCAAUUAAUGCAGCAAUGGGACAAGGGAUUUCAAUCCAUUAUGAUUAUAAAAAAAUUCAACCCAUAGAUAAUUACAUCAUUCAAGAAUACAUACGAGAACCUUAUUUAAUAGAAGGCUUUAAAUUUGAUCUUCGCAUUUAUGCUUUAAUAACAUCCUGUGAUCCACUACGUGUAUUUAUAUUUAAUAAUGGUCUUGUGCGUAUGAGUUCGAAAAAAUAUAAAAUACCUAAUGCAAAAAACGCAUUUAAUCUUUCUAUGCAUUUAACAAAUUAUUCAACCGAUGAAAAUGAGCUAGGUGAUGAUUUUGAUACAGAUAAUGGAAAAACCAAUUCACUGGAAUUUUUAUUUGAAUAUCUAAAACAACAAAAGCAAGAUGUUAGUAAACUAUGGAAAGAAAUACAAAAUAUUGUAAUAAAAACCAUAUUUCUUGCUGAGCCACAUAUACUAACAACAUAUCGAAUGUGUCGUCCAGAAGUAUUACCAACAAGUGAAAGUGUUUGUUUUGAAUUACUCGGUUUUGAUAUAUUAAUUGAUAAAAAAUUAAAACCAUGGAUUAUUGAGGUGAAUCGAUGUCCAAGUUUUGAUGUUAAUCGACAAGUUGAAUUUGAUAUUAAAAUUAAAUUAUUAUAUGAAACAUUUGAUUUACUUCGUUUUCGACAAUCUGAUCGAAAGAAAAGUAUUGCUAUUGAAAAAGUUGAAGCACAACGUCGAUUGUAUUCAAGUAUAGGAAGAGAUAUAAAUGAUCAAACUAAUGAAUUAAAUAAAAUGAAAGAAAUUUUGUAUCUUCUUCGACGAGAAAAAGAACGUGAACGUUUUGAAAAUCGUCAUUCAGGUGGUUUUAUUCGUUUAUUUCCAAUUAAUGAUCAAUAUCGAAUGAAUGAAUUAAUGAAUAUUUUAACAAAAUGUUUUCAAGUUUUAUAUACAAAUAAAAAUGAUUCUUCAUGGACUAUGAAAUAUUAUAAUCAAUAUAAUGAAGAAGAAAUAUUACGUAUAAUAAUUCGAUUAGAAGAUAUUUAUCAAAAAGAUCGACAAGAGAGUUCAAGAUUAACUUAUACAUCCAAUCGCAGUCUUGAAUUAAAUCACUUGUCACCUUUGACUAGUUUUGUAUUUGAAGCAAGCGAUGAUGAGAAUGAACUUCAAUUAAAUUCAUCAAGUUCUGAUAAAAUUAAAAAAUCUCUAUCAUCAACAAGUGAUCCAUUUAUAAAAAAAGUAUCAACACAAACAUCAUCAAAUAUCCUUCGAUCAAGCUCAUUAUCAUCGUUAAACACUCCAAAACAACAAUCAAACGCACUUGUUCUCACAGGUGAUAUUAGUCAAUCACGAGCAGACUCAUAUGCAAUGCCACCAGGUGUAUCAGCUCAACGAAUAACAGAAAAAAAGGCUUACUCUACAUUAUCAGCAUCAUCAAAAAAUAUUGAUCAACAACUACCUCGCUCACCAAAAACUACAAAAACUCAUGAUGAUAAAUCUCAAAUGGUUACAUAUUCAUCUAUUGUACAAGCAACUCGACGACAACAAUUAAAUAAUCAAUCAAAAGCAGUUGAAAUCACAAAUGAACUUCAAUUAACUGAUAAUGAAUUAAAUCGUUUAUAUCAAUUAAUACUUGAUCAAAUGAAUAAAUUACGUAUUCAUUAUCCAAACAAAUCAGAUAAAGAAACAAAUCAAAUUUGUAUUGAGAUCAUCGAAAAUUGGAAUAGAUAUAAACCCGAUAUCGGUCGAUAUUGGUUAGUUGAAUUCGAUGCAAAUAAAAGACAAUCCAUUAUUGAUAUUGUUUGGAAUAAUGUACAACAAAUAACUAGAAAAGUGUGCAUUCUUGAUGAACUUGUUCAACAAUUACCAUUAAAUCGUCAUUUAAUAAAAUUACAACGACGUUUAUUAGCUAAUCAUGGACAAUGUUUAUGGGAUACAUGUCAAAAUAAACAUAAUUCAUGGGAAUCAUUAUUUAUGAAAAGUACAAAUCAUUUGUCGAACAUUGAAUUAGAUUGUUGUUAUCGUUUUGUUGAUUUGUGUAAAGAAGCUUUAUUUAUUGUUUAUCGAUAUUCAAUUGAUGAAAAAAUCUAUCAACAAAAACAAAUUGAUCGAGGAUUAACAGUAAUGGUUAAAUCUUAA